Panicum hallii is the source of this 1980-nucleotide messenger RNA. RefSeq names its product polyphenol oxidase I, chloroplastic-like. NCBI's taxonomy places the organism in Eukaryota, Viridiplantae, Streptophyta, Magnoliopsida, Poales, Poaceae. The record is from RefSeq and is a predicted model, not a curated record. The coding region runs from base 15 to 1841 and encodes 608 amino acids. The transcript has a single exon. Gene Ontology annotation, molecular function: catechol oxidase activity.
UACCUCAGCACGGCAUGGCGACUCCCAGCGCCAGGGCCAGCUGCCCUCUCCUCCUCCUCCCCUCGCCGCCCCCUGCAUGCCCCUCCAUGCUCGCCACGAAGCGGACCCAGCGCCGCCGCCGCAUCCUGUCGUGCAGGGCCGCCGUCCGCUUCGACCGGCGGGACGUGCUCGCCGGUCUGACCGGCGUCGCCGCUGGGGAACUCGGCGCGCACCCGGGCCUCGCGGCCGCCGAGGACGCCUCCGUUGUUUCCUGCCCCAGAGGCGAGACGGUCACGGACAAGCUCCUCGCGUGCCAGGAGGCGGGCCAGAAACCGUGCCCGCCGACGCCGGCGGCGACCGCCGCCGCCGUCGACUUCACGCCACCGACCAGCCCGAUGCGCGUGCGGCAGCCGGCGCACCUCGCCGACGCCGAGACCGUGAAGAAGUACAGGCAGGCCCUGGCGGCGAUGAGGGCGCUGCCGGACUCCGACCCGCGCAGCUUCGCGAGCCAGGCGGCGAUCCACCAGGCCUACUGCGAUGGGCACUACCGGUACGGCGGCCCGGCCGCGGCGAGCAAGGACGACGCGCCCUUCGACGUGCACUUCUCGUGGAUCUUCGCGCCGUGGCACCGCAUGUACAUCUACUUCUACGAGCGCAUCCUCGGCGGGCUCAUCGGCGACGACGCCUUCGCGCUGCCCUACUGGAACUGGGACGCGCCGGCGGGCAUGGCGAUGCCGGCCAUCUUCAAGGACGCGGGCUCGCCGCUGUACGACGCCAACCGCGACCCGGCGCACCUCGGCGCCUACGUCAACCUCGACAUCCUCAACGCCGGAGACACCGUCAUCCCGUUCGACCCGCAGGCGGUCCAGAACAACCAGGUUGUUCAGAAUAACCUCUGCACUCUGUACGUUCAGAUGAUGCGGAACAAGAAGGCGCAGGAUUUCCUGGGCGACAAGUUCUGCGCCGAGUACCCGAGCACGGUGUCGUCAGGCACCUCCGGGUCGCUGGAGAGCAUGGCGCACACCAGCGUGCACAUCUGGACCGGCGACCCGGGGAGCUCCACGGUGGGGAACGACGGCCAGGAGCACACCGGCGCCGACAUGGGCUUCCUCGGCACGGCGGGGCGGGACCCGGUCUUCUACUCGCACCACGCCAACGUCGACCGCCUCUGGCACCUCUGGGCCACCAAGCUCGGCCGCAGCAACUUCGACGACCCGGAGUGGCUCGACACCAGCUUCGUCUUCUACGACGAGAAGCCGCAGCUUGUCCGCGUCCGGGUCCGCGACGUCCUCGACGCGGCCGCGCUCAGGUACAGCUACGACGACCGGGAGCCGCUGCGGUGGAUGGACGCCCGGCCGACACCGUUGCUGCCCAAGGGCACCGCCGCCGCCGCGACCACCAGGCGAUCAUUACUACGCGGCGCGGCGCCGGCGCCCGCCUUCCCGCUGACCCUGACGCCGGGCCAGAGCGUGGAGGUGCCGUCCGUGCCCAUGCCGCCGCGCGCGCAGAAGACGCCGGCGGCCGGCGGCGGCACGCAGCCGGACACCGUCCUUGUCUUCGAUCACAUCGAGUUCGAGCCCGGCAGGAGCGGCAAGUUCGACGUGGUGAUCAACGUGCCGCCGGAGCAGGCCGCCGCCGCGGGGCCCCGGUACAGCGAGUACGCCGGGAGCUUCGCCACCCUGCCGCGCGGCGGCAACAGGUCCGGGGAGACGGUGGUGGUGGCGCUCGUCCUCCCGCUGGACGAGGUGCUGGCCGACAUCGGGGUCGGCGAGGAGGACGGCGCCGUCAACGUCGUCAUCGUGCCGCGGACCCAGGGGAUCAAGAUCAUAAGGCCGCCGAGGAUCGAGAUCAGGGAGCGCUGAACCGACGCCGGACGGGCGGAGGUAGAGGUCAUGUAUGUAUGGACCGGAUCGGCCGGUCGAUGGCGCCUAAAAUUCAUUCUUACUCGUAUACCACUGGGCACCGCCAUUCGCCCCCUCCUCGAAAAAAUGAUGGAAUAAA